AUGCAUUCAAUGCAAGGAUGCUCUACAAUCACACCCUGUGACGACCGUACCUAUGCGGAUGCAGAACGGAAAACUCUGUUCCUCACUUCCGAGGGUGCCGUCUCCCAUGACUUAUGGUUGCAAGAGGAGCGGGCCAUGGAUGAGGGGGGCCGCUAA
Messenger RNA from Plenodomus lingam JN3, 156 nucleotides. Lineage: Eukaryota; Fungi; Ascomycota; Dothideomycetes; Pleosporales; Leptosphaeriaceae. The record is from RefSeq and is a predicted model, not a curated record.